CAACUCUGCCAACGCCCAAAGCUUCCAGAAACCUCUGUCUAUGAUAACCCGAGUUCUAAGCUCAUAUACCAAACAAUCAACACAAUGGCUACACCAUUUCUUGCUGGUCUUGCAGUAGCAGCCACUGCUCUUGCUGGUAGAUAUGGUAUCCAGGCUUGGCAAGCAUUCAAGGCACGACCACCUAAACCUCCUCAAAUGCGCAAAUUUUUUGAAGGGGGUUUUCAGCCGACUAUGACUAGAAGGGAAGCAGCUCAGAUUCUUGGUCUCAGGGAAAGUGCGCCCCCAGACAAGGUUAAGGAAGCACAUCGAAGAGUGAUGGUUGCAAAUCAUCCUGAUGCAGGUGGCAGUCAUUACCUUGCUUCUAAAAUCAACGAGGCUAAAGAUGUGAUGCUUAGGAAGACAAAGGGCGGUGGAUCAGCAUUUUGAUCUGUUUGAUUUUCCCUCAGAUUUCAAGUAGGUGUGCUUAACGGGUAGAAUAAUACCCCUUCAUUAACAUUCACAUAAAACAAGCAAUGGUCACCCAUAAGUUAUGGAUCCCCAGUAGUAGCGUUCCGUUGGUCAAUGUGCUGCUGUAGGUUCAAAUUUUGUUAAAAGCCAGAUAGGACAUUUUUAUAUUGAAAUGUAUGAUAUUGAGGCCCAAAAGGGUUAAAAGAAGGCGGUUUGUGUUACGACAUUUUUGUACUUACAUUUCAGUUUGAAAACAUCUUGAUAUCAGAAAUAAAAAGAUUGUGUUUCUUAUUAGUUUUAAUAUGAAUGAUAUAUUGCCCUUU
Messenger RNA from Fragaria vesca subsp. vesca, 770 nucleotides. RefSeq names its product mitochondrial import inner membrane translocase subunit TIM14-1-like. The coding region runs from base 85 to 426 and encodes 113 amino acids. Lineage: Eukaryota; Viridiplantae; Streptophyta; Magnoliopsida; Rosales; Rosaceae. Gene Ontology annotation, cellular component: PAM complex, Tim23 associated import motor. The record is from RefSeq and is a predicted model, not a curated record. Gene Ontology annotation, molecular function: ATPase activator activity. The transcript is spliced from 3 exons. Gene Ontology annotation, biological process: protein import into mitochondrial matrix.